AUGCAGGUGGAAAAGCCGGAAACAAGCAUCACAUACCACCCGCUGUUUUGUUCGGAAGAAGCCAACGUCGUCCUGGGCUGCAAAGAUGGCUCGAUGUACUUCCGGCUGCACGCUUUCACGCUCAAGACCGCGUCGAGCUGGUUCCGCGCCAUGUUCACCCUGCCCCAAUGCAGCGACACCGCCACGAUCACCUCGUCGCCCGCCGCCUCCGACGUCAUCCGGCUCGACGAGGACGCGCCCACGCUCGAGGCCCUCUUCCGCAUGAUCUGCGGGCUGCCCAUCCCGCCGCUCGACUCGUACGACACGAUCGAGCCGCUCCUCUACGCCGCCGACAAGUACGACAUGCCCGGGCCCAUCUCCAUC
Messenger RNA from Gloeophyllum trabeum ATCC 11539, 363 nucleotides. RefSeq lists its product as uncharacterized. The transcript has a single exon. NCBI's taxonomy places the organism in Eukaryota, Fungi, Basidiomycota, Agaricomycetes, Gloeophyllales, Gloeophyllaceae. The annotation marks the transcript as partial. The record is from RefSeq and is a predicted model, not a curated record. Gene Ontology annotation, molecular function: protein binding.